Molecule: messenger RNA, 2652 nt
Organism: Ostrinia furnacalis (Asian corn borer)
Lineage: Eukaryota; Metazoa; Arthropoda; Insecta; Lepidoptera; Crambidae
Product: zinc finger protein 354B-like
Exons: 14
Coding region: 106-2223 (705 amino acids)
Biological process (GO): regulation of gene expression
Cellular component (GO): nucleus
Molecular function (GO): zinc ion binding
Source: RefSeq, a predicted model, not a curated record
UUGUGACAGACUUGUGUGUGUGUGUGAGCGUCACGGCCGAAAUCGUAAUUUGUCUUACGAAAAAUGUUAAUUAUUUCCCGAAAAAAGGAAUAUUAAUGCCUCAGGAUGGGAGGUGAUAUUAAAGUGUGCAGGAUAUGCUUUCGGAAUGAUUCGAAAUUUUACCAUUUCGACAAAUUUGACUUGAAGAAAUACUAUGAAGAAGUUACACACAAACCCAUUGCGAAGAAGGACAAGCUGCCCAAGUACUUCUGCUACGAAUGCGCGUCGUUGCUGCACAAGUUUCACAUGUUCAAGGAGAAAUGUGACCACGGAGAGAAGGUCCUCAAUAACAUGUUGUGGAGCAAACCACUCACACACGCCCGAAUCGCCGAGCUAAACAGGAACGUUUACCCUGUCAAUUAUUUAAUGCUGGAAGUUGUGACCGUCAACAAAAAGGUCAAAACGUUCAACUGUCAACAUGGCUCUUCCCACGGCUCCCAGAACAAGCACAGCUCACAACAUAAACAAAACAUACCUAUACCAAAACCGAUCACAGUAACUAUACCUGAAGAGAGAAAAUCCGAUGAGCUAAAAACUGAGGCUCUUAAGGAAGAAGACGCGUUUUCCGAAGGCCCAUAUUCGGACGGGGAGGACAAAAGCGACCCUAUUAUCCCUGAAAAAGUGAAGUCUGAAGAUGAAAUUCCCAUAAAGAAAGAAGACGAAGACGCUAAAGCCAAAACACCAGCUAAAAAAGGCAAACGAAACACUAAACCGAAACAGACUAGCACAAGACCUAGAAGAAAAGCAACUAAAAAAUCUAAAAUCGUCGACACAAGCGACACUGACUCUGACGCUGGUGAAGAAUCAGCUGUCGUGUCGCCUGAACCGAAGAAAAACUACAAGUUUAACAGAUCAAGAACUGGAGUGAAGAGCCUUGCGUUUUUGGACUCUGGUUUCUGGAAGAGAUCCAAUUUCAACGAAGAGGAUGCCAUGAUUGAGUUCCAUAAGAGAGCGCAGGAUAAGAAAUAUUUGAAUGCUCCGUUCAAAUGUACGCUGUGCUAUAAAGGUUUCUCACAGAAGAGCAUGCUUGAUAGGCACAUGCCUCAGAAGCAUGAUGAGUCGAUCGGCAAGGUGGUGUGCCGUUUCUGCAAGAUGCGCUUCAAGCACCAACGCUUCCUGAACAAACACUUGCGGAGACACUACAACAAGUACGAGUGCCUGAGAUGCGGCCUCAUCUGCUGCUUAGAGAAUUCAGCCCUAUUCCACGAGGAAUACCACAGCGGUGUGAAGAGAAAGUGCCCGCACUGUGACAAGGAAUUCAACCAUCUAUCAACAUUCUACACGCACUUACGCACGCACCGCAGCAAGCAUAUGUGUUCGUUGUGCGGCGAGUCAUUCGUCAGCGAGUUCGGCUUGCAUCUACAUCGGAAGGCCAAGCACGCCGGCGUUGGUACUGCUGACAAAGCAGUCGUGAACGUAGAAGACACGAUAUACUGCGAGGUGUGCAAGAUGAACUUCGAAACUAAGGACGCGUACCAAAACCAUCUGGCCCAUUCGGCCAUGCACACGGAAGAGAACAAGUUGCUGGGCGAAUAUCUAAUCCAUGAGAUGUUGGAAGAAGAAGAGAGAAGAGAGGGGAGGUUGCCCGACAAAAAUGAUGCUCCUGUUGGUGGUCUGGUGAACCGGAAAUCGAUGGUGGAGAAGGAAUUAUGCAAAGUCAGAAAGAGCGGCAAGAGUCGCGACUCGCGGAAGACAGCGAAGAAACCGACUACCUGCCAGCAUUGUGGGCAAGCAUUUGUAUCGCUGUCGGCGGCGCUGCGCCACCAUCUAGCCAACCACCGCGGCCGGCCCUUCUACGCAGAACGCGUCGUGUGCGAGGUCUGCGGCGCCUCGCUCGCGGUGGGCAGUGUAGCGGCUCAUAUGAACAAACAUACCCUUAGCAAGAUGUAUACGUGCGACACUUGCGGCCGUUCUUUCACUACCAGCACCGUGCUCAAACAACACAUGGUGACGCACACAGGCGAGCGAAAGUACGUGUGCAGUCUGUGCGGGAAACGGUUCACGCAGAACGGAAGCCUCAGCCUUCACGUCAGGACUUUCCAUCUCAAGCAACCCUACCCCAAGAGAAACAGAAAGACCACCGAGAAAGACGACGACGACGCCAUGGCUAUGUCGGCGGCUUGCUCCAAAGCCUUCGGGCCCAAGUACGUGCCCAGUAUGUACCCAUGGGUGCCUCCUAAGUAGGCAUCACUUAAAACACAAGUGAUAGAUCACCGCUCACAAGCAUCUGGUAUGCAAGGAGGUAUCUAGAAUUCUAGACAUCGUCGCUAGGUACAAAUGUACUGUCAGUAAUCAAUCGACAAUGAAAGAAAUAGAUUUUGAACCGUGCAAUAAGGGAAUAGAGUUCGAAAUACAUUGUAGUACUCAUACAUAUGUACGUCAUGAUUCUACGACCUAAUUAAUGAAAGAUUACCUCAAUUGAUUUUGAAUCUUGCAGUAAAGGAAUAAAGUUCAAAAUAAAAUGAGGGUGCGAGUCAAGAUUCGAUGGCACCCACUUCGAACGAAGUAACAGUAUUUAGCUGCUUUGCCUUCAAUUUACUAAAAUGCCAUUCGAAAUUACUAGAAAAAUGUAAGAGUUUUUAUACUUACAAUGCAAGAUUGCAAUGAUUUAUA